AUGGACAGCUUUUAUAAAAAAAAAAGAAACGUUUUAACUCUUAUUAAUGAUGAUCAAGAUGUAUACAAAUAUAAAGACAUAUAUAAUAAUUGUGAAAAUGAUAUAUAUACUUUAUAUUUAAAUAUUAUUAAUGCAUAUAAAAAUUGUGUAUGUGAGGAAAAGAAAUUAUUUCUUAACAAGUGUAUUAAAAACGGAAAUAUAAAAUAUAUAGAAAAAGUAGUUAAGCAAAUUAUAGAAAAAAAAAAUGUAUAUAAUAAUAUAGAUGAUAAAUCAAUAAAAAAAAGUAUCGACUUAUUAAUAUAUCCUUGUGUAUAUGAAAUAAAUAAAAAUGAAUAUUAUUAUACAACUUCUUGCUGUUCAGGUAGAAUGGUUAUUUUUAAAGAAGUACAUAUAAAUAAUAAUAAAUAUGAUAAUCAAAAAAAUUUUAAAAAUAAUGAUAUUUCUCAAGAAAAUAAAAAACAACAAAAUAUAUCUAAUCAUUUAAAUAAUACACAUUUAUCAAAUCUAUAUAAAACAGAUGAAGUUUUUCUUUCGCAUUUUAAAAAAAAUUUUAUUUUACAAAAUAACCAAGAUAAUUAUAAUUGUUGUUCUGAUCAUCAUAUAUCCUCUUUUUUUAAUGUUUCAAACAAAAAAACAAACAUUUCUGAGGAUAUAUAUGAUGAAAAAAUUUUAAAAGAUAAUAUAUUUUAUAUUAAUAAGGAAUAUAAAAAAAAAAAAAAAGUACGAAAAAAAAAAAAAGUACAUAAAAAAAAUGUACAUAUAUUAUAUUCCACACAUUCACAUCAACAUUUAGAAUAUGAUAUAAAUGUAAUAAAAGAUAUUUUAAAAAAAGAAAUGUUUCAAAAUUAUUUUGAUGUUAACCCAAAAAAUUAUUAUAAAAAUAUCUCAUUUGAUUUGAUGGGUACAAAAAAAUAUUCCUUACAAAAUGAUAUUAAUAUAAACUCUUCUAUAAUCACCAUGAGUGAUAAUGAAGGUAUGAAAAAAAAAGAAAAAAAUAAUCAACUUAUUAAUAUAUUAAAUAAUCAAAACAAAGGAAAUAUAUAUAUAAAAUUUGAACCAUUUAUAAUACACAUUAAAUGUACCACUUUCUUAAGUGCAUUAAAAUUAUUAAAAAUUGCGCAAAAUGCAGGAUUAAAACAAAGUGGUAUUCUAAAUUUUAAUAAAUAUGUAACUGUAGCUAUAAGAGGAUCCAUGAGAUUAGAACAUCUAUUAGGAGAUAUUCAUCAUACAUUACAACAUACAAAUUUAAUGGAAAUCAUUCAUAUUUGUAAUAAUAAAUUAUCCAAAAAUUUAUCACAACUUGUCAAUUUUUAUAAGUGCUUUAAACAAUUUAAAGAGCACGAACAAAACUAUCAAUUUGUUUCAAUAAAUAGGGAAAUGCUUUCUUCUAUAGAAAAUAACUUAAGUAGUAAUGCAAAAACAAAAAAAACAAAAGAAAAAAAAAAAAAAAAUAAUAAUUUAAAUGGAAAAAAUAAUGUUCAAGAUAAUAUAAAUAUUAUUGAUCAUCUAGAAAAAAAUAAUAAAACAAAUAAUUUUUACCUUACUACUUGUUCAGGUAAAAAAAAUAUACCAAAUGAAAAUUGUUUUACUAUAACAGAACAGGAUAAAAGAGGUUGUAAAUUAAAAGAUGAAAUAACAUAUGAAAAUAAACAAAAUGAUGUAAAUAUAAUAAAAAAGGAAAAACAAAAAAAAAUAGAUUUAAAUAAAUAUAAUAUCCAAUUAAAUGAAGAAGGUUAUAUAAUAAAUGAAAAUAAAAAUGACAAAUUUAUUGGAUGGAAAAUUUUAGGAAAUAAUAUGAACGUUCAGAACUUUUUGGUAUGGGGACAUGACAUGUUCAUGCAAAAAAAUAAAAUUUAUAUGUUUGGCGGAUUUUCCAAAGGUAUACGAAAUAAUAAAUUAAAAAUAUAUGAUGUAAUAAAUAAGAAACAUUUUAUAUAUGACACAGAUCUCCCAUCUUUAGUAUUUCAUAAUUUUAUACAAUUGGAUGAAAAGUUUGCUUUUAUAUUUGGUGGGAGGCAAAAUCCAAAAAAAUGUACCAAUAUGGUUUGGGUGUAUAAUAUUAAAGAGAAUUUUUGGAUAAGGGCAAAUCGAACUAAUUCCUUUGUUGGAAGAAAUAAGGAUGUAUUAUUUUUAGAAAAUAUGGAACAAAAAAUGGACACUACUAAAUAUUCUAUGGGAAAAAACUACACUAAUGAUGAAAAUAAUAAUAAUAAAAAUAAUGAUAAUUUAUUAUGUAGUGAUGACAAUACGUUUUAUUUUAAUAAUGAGGAAGAGCCUUGCCCCAGAUAUAGACAUGCAUCCGUAUUUGUUAGAAGAUAUAUAAAAAAAAGUAAGAGCAUAUAUGUAUUUUAUACAUACGGUGGGGUUAAUGAAAAAAAUGAAAUUUUGAAUGAUAUAUGGGAAGGAAAAAUAAUAUUAAAUUUGGAGAAUGAAGGAAUAGCUCACAUUGAAUGGAAUAAAAAAAAUUGUUCCCAAAAAAUUGAGGCAUGUCGUAUUAAUAAUCAUUCAUUAAUAUAUAACAAGAAGAAAAAUUUUAUUUAUGUAGUUGGGGGUUAUCAAGACAAUGAUAAAGCUAAUUAUACACAAGAAUAUGAAUAUGAUGAAAAUAAUAAUAAUAAUAAUAAUCAUAAUAGUGGUAAUAAUAAUGUAUACCUUAGUGAUGGUAUGAUUAUUGAUAUGCCCAAUUUAAGUUCAAUUCCAGUUUGCAAAAAAAUAAAGUAUUUGUAUACUUAUGACAUAAAAAAAGAUAAUUUUUUUUAUACAAAAUGCAUAGGUGAUGACAAUAUUGAAUUAAAAUCUUAUCCAAGUGAUCGAUUUUCUCAUUCGACUUGUUUGAUUAACCAUAAUUUUUUUAUACUAGUGGGAGGUAUAAAUAUACAUAGAACAUUAAAUGAUGUAUGGUUAUUUCAUAUGAAAACGAAUAAGUGGAAUUAUUUAGGAACUUUCACUUUUCAAAAUAUGUAUGUUCGUUCAAAGGUUGUGAGUGAAAAUAAUUGUGUAUAUAUUAUAGGGGGUGGUUGUACUGUUUUUACAUUUGGUAGUUUUUUUGAUGUGCCAAUAUGGAGUAAUUUCAGUGCAAUUAUGAAAAGUAUGCAACAUAAGGAAUUAAAGGAUGUGCUGAUUUUUUCUGAACAUGGAGAAGAGAAGGAAAUGCAAGCAACGUGUGAUAAUGAGAUAAAAAAUAAUGGUGCUAACAAUAAUGAUAACAAUAAUGAUAAUAAUGAUAAUAGUAAUAAUAAUAAUAAUAAUAAUUAUAGUAAUUAUAAUAUUUUGGUGGAGAGAAAUGAACAUAAGGAAGGUAUUAAAAAGGAAAUUUUGGUAUUUGAAAAAAAAAAAAAAAAAAAAAAAGAUGAAAAAGGGGAUGAUAUUAAAGAUGGGGUGAAAAAAAAUGAAUUUCCUCAUAUUAUUGAUGAAGAAAAUAAGGACAGAAAUUGUGACUUUGAAAAAAGUACAUUUUGUUCUCCUGAGAAGAACAUAAAAAUAGGGUUGUAUAUAAUUAUUAAAGAUAAAAAAUUUGUAAAACAAAUUAAAAUAUAUUUAGAGAACAAGAAACUGUUCGAUAAUUCAUUAAAAAUUUAUAAUCACACACCAAAUGAAAAUAAUGAAGAAUAUAAUAACAUUGUGGGUGAAGAGGAAAUUUUUUAUGUGCCUAUAAAAAAAAAAAUUGAUGAUGAUAUAUUAAAAAAGGAUGACUACUUUAAAAAUGUCCUUUUGAAUAAGAUAGAAAAAUGUAAUGAUGGAAAUAUUUUUUAUUACGAAAAAGUGAUAUGUGAAAUAUAUAAUGGAACACACAAAGAAAAUAUAAAAAGUCCAAAUGGUGAUACUUUUUUAAAAAAGAAAUUAAGAAUUUUAUUUCAUAAAUUUUUAAAUGAUAAAAUGAAAAAUUACCUGAACAGUUCAGAAAAAAAAAUGGUUUUGGAAGGAUAUAGAAAAUAUGAAAUUAUAGGGAACAUUUUGAUAUUUCAUUAUAAAUAUUUUGAAUGUAUAAUGAAAUUAUAUAAAUUAUAUGAGUAUAAAUUAAAAAAAUAUAAGAAGAAAAUCAAUGAAAUGAUAGAAAGGAAGAGGAGUAGGAGGAAGACAUUUAGAUAUUAUUCAUAUAAUCAUAAUAAUAAGAAGAAAAAUAAUAAAUUGUUAUCGUGUUUUUUAUUGGAUGAUGUAUAUAAAUAUAAAUAUUAUAUUAAGAAAGUAAAGAGAUUUUGGCUAGCUGUUAAGGAUAUUUUUAAUAAUAAGUAUUUUUUUAAUAAUAAUAAUAUUUUUAAUAAUAAUAAUAUUUUUAAUAAUAAUAAUAUUGUUAAUAUGAAUAUAUUGUCAUUAAAAAAAAAGGAGAAAGGAAAAAAAGCAUUUUAUAUUAAAGUAAAAUUAAAUAAAAAAUGUAUAACUAAUAAGAUAAACAUAUUAUUAUAUAGAAGAAAAGAAAAAAUGUUUGUUGAGAAUAUUUUUAGGGAUAUAAUUAAAAGGAAUAGAAAAUAUGAAAUAAUAAAAAAGAAAAGAAAGAUAAAAUGUAUUGCGUUAUAUGAAAAGGUAUAUGGGACAUUAAGACAAAAUAAAAUACAUAUUGUAUGUGGAAAAAAUUUAAAAACUAUACAUAUUGAAAAUAAAAUUAAAUAUAAAUUGGAUUUAAAAAAAUGUAUGUUUUCAUCAGGAAAUGGUACAGAAAAGGAAAGAAUGAAAAAUAUGUAUAUUAUAAGUAAUAAUAAUAAUAAUAAUAAUAAUAAAAAUAUUUUGUUAAAUAAAAAAAGUGAUGAUAAUAUAAAAGAAAAUGUGGUGGAUUUAUUUUGUGGUGUUGGUUAUUUUACUUUACCUUUAUUAAAAUGUAUAGAAGCUCAGAAGAAAAUUAAUAAUUAUUUCGCAUGUGAUAUUAAUCCAAAUUCUUUAAAAUUAUUAAGAGAAUCUAUAAAACUAAAUAAUAUUAAUAAGAAAAAUAUUUUUAUUAUAAAACAAGAUUCUUUUAUUUUAUCUAAAAAUGUUCAGAUGGUAAGGAAGUGUCAUCGAAUAAUACUUGGACUUUUACCACAUAGUCAGCCCGCUUGGAAGAAUGCAUUUUUUUUAUUAGAUAAUAAAUGUGGAGGUAUAUUACAUAUUCAUGGUAUUGGUCAGCAUAUAUUUGAUGAGCAUGUAUGUAUUUCAUCAAUAAAUACAUAUGACUAUAUUUUAAAAAAGAAAGAUGUAAAUAUAUCUUCUAUAAAUAAAUUGACAAAGAUUCAAAUGGUUCAAGAAUAUGUAAGUAAUAUUGAAGAUUCUCAAUAUGUGGAAGAAAUCAAAAAAAAUAAAGACCAUCAUCAAAAUAAAUAUAUUAAUUACUAUAAUUCAAAUUGUAAGAGUAAAUUAUAUAUAGGAAAUAACAUCCCACAUAAUUUAUCGUUUGCUCAAUAUACUUUGAUAGAAAUAUUCAAAAUAGCAUUAUAUGACAAUCUUAAGAAUAAUAUAUUUUGGAAUAUAGCAAUAAGUCAUGUCGAACGGGUCAAAUCAUAUGCACCUCGAAUGUAUCAUUAUGUGGUGGAUAUCAAAUGUGAUCCGCUUAUAUUUUAG
This is a messenger RNA of Plasmodium adleri (nom. inval.), 5529 nucleotides long. RefSeq names its product conserved Plasmodium protein, unknown function. Gene Ontology annotation, molecular function: protein binding; tRNA methyltransferase activity. The coding region runs from base 1 to 5529 and encodes 1842 amino acids. NCBI's taxonomy places the organism in Eukaryota, Apicomplexa, Aconoidasida, Haemosporida, Plasmodiidae. Gene Ontology annotation, biological process: tRNA methylation. Gene Ontology annotation, cellular component: cytoplasm. The transcript has a single exon. The record is from RefSeq and is a predicted model, not a curated record.